Molecule: messenger RNA, 1733 nt
Organism: Metopolophium dirhodum (rose-grain aphid)
Lineage: Eukaryota; Metazoa; Arthropoda; Insecta; Hemiptera; Aphididae
Product: fibronectin type 3 and ankyrin repeat domains 1 protein-like
Exons: 6
Coding region: 733-1656 (307 amino acids)
Cellular component (GO): cytoplasm; nucleus
Molecular function (GO): protein binding
Source: RefSeq, a predicted model, not a curated record
CCCCUCCCCAAUCACCGAAAUGUCUGGGGUAAUUAUUAAAUAUGAAUUUAUUUAUAUGCAUUUGUCUUAUAAUAUUAUUUGUUUUCUAUUAUUUAUUAUUAUAUUAUCUGCUAUUAUUUUUUUCUUACCAAAACCAAAAGUUUGCCCAAUAAAUAAUAAUACACCAUAAAAUCAUAAUAUACCUCAUAUUAUGCCUUUGAUUUGAUAAGUAGUGAACUAAUAACUAUCAGAUUUCAAAAUAAUAUUCAACACAUAUUACUGACUUAAUAGGCAUAACAUAGCUAUAAUGUAUUCAACUUAUUGCCUGGUAAAAAUAUAGAAAAUUCAUAUAAAAAAAGGCAUUUUCACCGCAUUGCUGACUAGCAAUAAUCGCCGCCGUCAUUGUAAUGGUAACCAAAAUAUCCGUGUUGUUUUAAAAAUUUUCAAUUUUGUUACAUGAAUAGUAAGAAGCAUUGUAACGUAUAUUUAAUUAAAUAUACAAAUUAGAAUAAGCAUCAACUUCCUCAAUACUUACUAGUUAUUAUUUAGCAUUGUAUGAGAGUAGUAAGUGAUUAAUGAUUACAAUUAUUGUAGUUGCUAAGGGAACAAACAAAUAGUAUUCUAGUACCUACAGUCUUAUAAAAAAAAAGAAAGAAGAAAUAGAAGAUAUCUUCUGUUUACAAGAUUGUCUAUAAAUCAUUAUUUCUAUAAUAUAGAUUUGUGUAAGUGGUCAACUCGUUUAAUAAAAAAUGAAUGUUUGUCAUUAAAAAGUAUUUCAUUUUAAGUUCAUUUUUUAGAAAGAAUAAUAAUAUGGUCUUUAACUUAAGUUUGAAGUUGUCAAAUGUCGAUCGUCGAUCUGUUCAUUUAGAAUGGAACAGGCCACAAGAUGUUAUAGAGCCCCUUUUCAAAUUAGUUAUGAAUGAAAACAAUAACAAUGAUGUGGUUAUAUACAGAGGAUUUCAUAACUAUUUUUGUGUUAAAAACUUAUCUGGUGGUCACAAUUACAAAUUUAAGCUGCAGGUGGAGUCACAUAAUGCAAGCUCGGAGAAUUCAGUGAUUGGGAUAGCCACAGUCAGUUGUACUACAAAAAAUGACUUUCCCAGUAUCACCGCAUUUCAUCAUAGUGCCUAUCAAAAUUUACCAUUGCUCUUUCGGGAAUUCUUAGACACAAGAGCUCACGAUAUAAACAUUUACAAUGAGUUGGGUGAGAGUGGUCUGUCCAAAGCCUGUGCAGCUGGCCAUAAUGAUAUGGUACUUACUCUGUUGCAAUACGGAUCAGAUGUGAAUUUACCAAAUAUGUUCACUAGAAUUACACCGCUGAUGACUGCUGCUUACCAUGGACACGAUGACAUAAUAAGAAUAUUGGCUCGCAAUGAUGCCGAUGCUACAUUAAAAGAUAUAAAUUUAAAAACAGCACUUCAUUAUGCAGUUGAUGGAUCUCAUAAUAAUGCAGUAAAGAUGCUUCUGGAAGGAAAUUUGGGUGAUUUAAAUUCCGUGGACUCUAAAGGUUGGACUCCAUUAAUGAGAGCAGUAUUUAUGUUUACCGAUUUGGAUGUGAUCAAGACUCUUAUUUCAUAUGGUUCAGAUUUAAGUAUUAAAGAUAAAAAUGGUCAAGAUAUUUGGCAGCUGGCUCAUUUAUCAAAUAAUUGGAAAGCUCUAAAAAUAUUACCAGAUUAAAUUAUUAAGUUUUUUCAUGAUUUAUUAUAAGAAUGAGAAAAUAUGUUACUUUUACUUAAUAAUUGUUAACAUCCAAU